This is a messenger RNA of Saprolegnia parasitica CBS 223.65, 992 nucleotides long. RefSeq lists its product as hypothetical. NCBI's taxonomy places the organism in Eukaryota, Oomycota, Saprolegniomycetes, Saprolegniales, Saprolegniaceae. The transcript is spliced from 2 exons. Bases 194 to 937 code for a protein of 247 amino acids. The record is from RefSeq and is a predicted model, not a curated record.
CGCGGGACCUCGCGUCGCACCGCAAGAGUCGGCCGCCGAGAACGAAAAGCUCCGGCAAAAGGUCGCCGAGCAGAGCGAGUUCAUUGAGACGCUCCAGUCGCUCCUCGCCAAGCGCCCGCGCCUCGCCGUGUUUGAGAACGACGAGUGGAAGGCCCUCCGGCUCGUGGCCGACCCGUCCAAGCGCAUCCAUGGCAUGAACGCGCUCCUGCACCGCCAGCGCCAGAUGCUCACGGGCGUUUUCCUCCAAUGCGGCCUCCUCGAGCCGCACGACGACGACAUCCACAAGGUCAACGUCUGCUCGGACAUCACCAAGAUGCUCAUUAGCGAGAGCGUCCGCUUUGUUCGCAUGAACGUCCCGUACCCGGUCCUCGCGGAGGCGGCGUGGAACGUCUCGCUCGGGCGCGAGAUCACGGAGAAGUGGGGCGACAACUACAAGAUCCUCGAGACGAUCGACGCCAACACGGUGUACGUCGAGUACGUGCCCCGGAACGGCGUUGCAGAUGCGUCCGGUGUGCUCUGCGCGCGGUACCUCUACCGGCGCUACUACGAGGACAACCGCGUCGUCAUUGUGUGGAAGUCGAUUUUGGAAGACGAGUGCUACCCCCUCGACGAGAGCGUCAUGCGCGUGCACCAGAGCGGCUGGAUGGUCAUCGAAGGCGACGUCAAGAACCCGUCCCAGUCGCUCUACAAGCUCUUUGUACAGCGCCACUCGCCGACGCGCGCGGGGAAGCUCAUCCACCUCACGGACGUCUUCCAGUUUAUCAUGCCCAACAUCUCGCUCGAGAAGCGUACAACGACGCACGUCACGGACUUUAUCGUGCAGUCGUUCCGCGGGGUCGAGGUCGCCUUUGAGAAGGCGAUCGACGUGGCCGUGCGCAAGCUCACGUACCAUCACCGCCACGACUUUAUGCUCACGCAGGCCGAAAUGUCGCUGUGAACCCGUCGCCCUCUGUCCCUCUAGUGUCUUGUAAAGUACUCGUUAAUGUAUGGCC